Antechinus flavipes (yellow-footed antechinus) is the source of this 936-nucleotide messenger RNA. RefSeq names its product olfactory receptor 2D3-like. The transcript has a single exon. Lineage: Eukaryota; Metazoa; Chordata; Mammalia; Dasyuromorphia; Dasyuridae. The record is from RefSeq and is a predicted model, not a curated record. Gene Ontology annotation, biological process: G protein-coupled receptor signaling pathway. Gene Ontology annotation, cellular component: membrane. The coding region runs from base 1 to 936 and encodes 311 amino acids. Gene Ontology annotation, molecular function: olfactory receptor activity; G protein-coupled receptor activity.
AUGGCAGAAGGAAAUAUAACAUUUGUGACUGAAUUCAUUUUCUUGGGACUCUCUUCUCAACCAAGGGCUCAACUCAUUCUUUUCAUCAUGUUUUUAUUCUUCUAUUUAUUGACAGUACUUGGCAAUCUCAUCAUCAUCACAGUAAUCCAGAUUGAACCCCGUCUCCAAACACCUAUGUAUUUUUUCCUGACUAAUCUGUCCUUCCUAGACAUCUGUUACACUACAACUAAUGUCCCACAAAUGCUUUCCAAUAUUGUGGGGAAGAAAAAGACCAUCUCCUUUAUUGGCUGUGCAAUUCAGAUGUAUUGCUCCCUCUCCUUUGGGAUGAUUGAAUGUGUCCUUUUGGGGGUCAUGGCAUAUGACAGAUAUGUUGCUAUUUGUGCCCCAUUGCACUAUACAGUCAUUAUGAACAAGCGCACUUGUGUUCAAAUGGUCAUCAUUUCCUGUACUAGCAGCUUCCUAAGUUCUAUGGUGAUAAAUGUCCUCACCUUGAGAUUGCCCUACUGUGGGCCUAAUGUGCUGAACCACUUCUUCUGUGAAGUACCCUCAGUAUUAAGGUUAGCAUGUACAGAUACAUCUUUCACAGAGCUGGUAGUGUUCAUCUUUAGCAUCAUAAUUGUCUUCAUUCCAUUCCUUCUCAUUGUGAUUUCCUAUGCCCGCAUCCUCCUAUCAGUUCUCAGGAUGCGUUCUGCAUCAGGAAGGCUUAAAGCAUUGUCUACCUGUGCCUCCCACCUGACUGUGGUGGCUUUGUUUUAUGGGACGGCCAUCUUCAUGUACAUGCGGCCUCAAUCCAAGUCCUCCCGGUCUGGAGGGAAGAUCAUUGCUGUUUUCUACACUAUUAUCACCCCGAUGCUAAACCCCCUGAUUUAUAGCUUGAGGAAUCAAGAUGUGAAAGGGGCCUUGAAAAAAGCCAUUAGCAAAAAGAGCCUAGCAUAA